GGAAGCGGCGCGCACGGGGCGGCAGCGGCGGGACAUGGAUGCCAUGGAGCCCGAGGAGGAGAUGCCCGAACUGUCCGACGGCGAGGGCGCCUGGGACGACGAGCAGGAGGAGGAGGAGGAGGAAGGCGCUGCCGUGGCCCAGCAGACCCGCUGCCUCUUCUGUGCCAGGUUGUUUAGUUCUGCUGAAGCUGUGUUCUCCCACUGCAAAACAGAGCAUCAGUUUGAUGUUAGUGAUGUGAUCCAGAAACAUGGACUCGAUUUUUAUGGAUACAUUAAACUAAUAAACUUUGCCAGGUUAAAGAAACCAACUGCAGCAUAUUUGAGUUCUCUCAGCAGCCCACUGCCUUGGGAAGGAGAGGAAUAUUUGAAACCAGAACUUGAAGAUGAUCUCCUUCUUCAGUUUGACAUAGAAGAUCUUUGUGAGCCUGUGAAAGUUUUGCCUUCUAAUGGCUUAAGUGACACCAUGGUGCUCCUGGAACAGUUAAAGCAUGCAGAACAGAGAGCCAGAGCUGCAGAAGCAGCCUUGGCUAGGGCACAGGAUGAUCUUCAGAAGAUGAAGCAGUUUGCUCAGGACUUUGUGAUGAGCGCGGAUGUCAGGAGCGGCCCGCCGUGCGGCGCCAUCGCAGAGCUGCGGGAGGAUGAGGAUGGCGUUUACUUCAGCUCCUACGGGCACUACAGCAUACACGAGGAGAUGCUGAAGGAUAAAGUGCGUACGGAGAGCUACCGGGACUUCAUCUACCAAAACCCACACAUCUUCAAGGACAAGGUGGUUUUGGAUGUUGGCUGUGGAACUGGAAUUCUCUCCAUGUUUGCUGCCAGAGCGGGUGCCAAGAAAGUGAUUGGAGUUGACCAAUCUGAAAUCAUCUAUCAGGCCAUGGACAUCAUUAGAUUAAAUAAACUUGAAAAGAUUAUUACAUUAGUCAAAGGAAGAAUCGAGGAAGUUGAUCUGCCUUUGGAAAAAGUGGAUGUAAUUAUAUCUGAGUGGAUGGGUUAUUUCCUUCUCUUUGAGUCAAUGCUGGAUUCUGUCAUCUAUGCCAAGGACAAGUACCUGGCAGAGGGAGGCUCAGUUUAUCCUGACUUGUGCACCAUCAGUCUGGUGGCUGUUGGGGAUAUGAAUAAACACGUGGACAAGCUGCUUUUCUGGGAAGAUGUGUAUGGCUUUGACAUGUCUUGUAUGAAGAAAGCUGUCAUUCCAGAAGCUGUUGUGGAGGUGCUGGAUCCAAACACACUGAUAUCUACAGCCAGUGUCAUUAAGCAUAUUGACUGCAAUACUGCAUCCACUCCAGACCUGGAAUUCUCUUCAGAUUUCACCCUGAGCAUUACAAUGAGCACACAGUGUACGGCAAUUGCUGGUUACUUUGAUGUAUUUUUUGAGAAGAACUGCCAUAACAAGGUCUUAUUUUCAACGGGUCCCCAGUGUACCAAAACACACUGGAAACAGACAAUUUUUCUCCUGGAGAAGCCAAUUCCUGUAGAAGCAGGAGAGGCCCUGAGAGGGAAGGUGACGGUGCGCAAGAACAGGAGGGACCCGCGCUCACUCUGCAUCAGCCUCUGCGUGAGGGACACCCAGCACACCUACAGCCUCCAGUGACCCUGGCCAUGCCUCGAUAACUCUGCUGGAAUACCCAAAAAUAGUGAACUCCUGUGCUUGUGUGUGUGUGCGCACACGGGAGUAUGGAAAAGUUACCUGCAGCUGAGGUUUACAACAAAAUGAGAUCCUGCUGCUUCACGUGGUGGGAGGAAAGCAAGAAAGAUGGGUUUGGGUUACCUGAGACUGCUAGGUGAGGAAAAAUGAGCCUCAAGUCUUGCUGUAAGGAGCAAUAAAUAUGGUCUCUCAAAAAUGUUUUAUUCUUCCACUGGCAAAAUCCUUGUAUAGUGUUUUUUUGUGAAAGAAGCAGCUUAGUCAUGUGUGAGUGCACCUCAACAGCAGCUGGAAAAUCCCAAUGGGAAUAAUUUUUGAAUUCCAGCUGCAAGAUUGGGGCAACAAAGACGGUAUUUUUACUACACUUCUGCAGUUUAAAAGUUGUACACAUUUCAGUUACAUUUGUCUAAAUAAAUGAACCCAGUGUGAUAUAUAAUGCA
Messenger RNA from Zonotrichia leucophrys gambelii, 2082 nucleotides. It is a transcript of the gene PRMT3, whose product is annotated as protein arginine methyltransferase 3. The transcript has 15 exons. The record is from RefSeq and is a predicted model, not a curated record. NCBI's taxonomy places the organism in Eukaryota, Metazoa, Chordata, Aves, Passeriformes, Passerellidae. Gene Ontology annotation, biological process: peptidyl-arginine methylation. Gene Ontology annotation, molecular function: protein-arginine N-methyltransferase activity. Gene Ontology annotation, cellular component: nucleus. The coding region runs from base 35 to 1591 and encodes 518 amino acids.